CACUGACUUAAAAACGCAUACAUCUAUAUGACCGUUAUAUCUAUAGUUGUUAAAUAUGCUAAGUUUUGUCAUUUAAUUUUCACAUCUGUUGUCGUCAAUCACGUUAUUGGAUUUGACGUGUGAUAGUGCGCUUGUUAUAUUUUCUACAUAGGAGUUGAAACUGGUAUUACCGGAGAUGUAAUUGUGGAAGUGGUCAUUUUGUGACAAUUUGUUCGCAUAUAUGUACAUCGGAAUAACGUGUUGUGUUGUUUAAUAUUAAAACAAAUCCCAUGAAAACGAGAAGUUAAUAUAGGCGGAUGCGGGCUGGCACGCAGAAGACAGUCGGUAGCCGCGGGUGGACAUCACCGUGACACAUUGUGACACCACUGCGCCAUAAGUGAGCGAGUGCUGACAGGAUGGGUAGUUGUGGCGGGGACGGUCCGGGGGAGGUGGAGGAAAGUGAGGAGUUCACACCCUUCCGGCCCUUCACCCGCGCGUCACUCUUCAACAUGGAAAGACGAAUCGCCGAGGAGGCCGCCGCCAAGGAGGAGGAGUUAAAAAUGCUGGCGGCGGAUGAGGCGGCGGCGGAGUCGGACGACGAGGAGGAGGCACCCAAAGAGGAGAUGAAACCCAACCCGAAGUUGGAAGCGGGCAAGAAGCUUCCGCCUACCCUUGAGGACUUUUUCAUGCCCGAACACGUGGGGCGCCCCCUAGAAGACAUCGAUGAAUUCUACAUGAACAAAAUGACGUUCGUGGUGAUCGGGAAGGACAAGACCAUAUUCCGAUUUAGUGCCACAGACGGCUUCUUCCUGCUCUCCCCAUUCAACUACGUCCGCAGGGCGGCGCUCUACAUUCUUGUCCAUCCUCGGUUUAGCCUGCUAGUUAUGCUCACAAUCAUAGCAAACUGUGUUCAAAUGGCCUGGAACUUUGCUCCGGAUAUAUCCAAUACGUUAGAGUACGUGUUUACGGGCAUCUACACGUGUGAAGCGGUGGUGAAGAUGACGGCCCGGGGGUACGUCCUGAAGCCGUUCACCUACCUACGGGACCCGUGGAACUGGCUCGAUUUCGGUGUCAUCGCCAUCGCUUAUAUGACCAUGUUUGUACCGGACCUGGGUAAUUUGUCGGCCCUGCGAACCUUCAGAGUGCUUCGAGCCUUGAAAACCGUAGCAGUAGUACCGGGUCUUAAAACCAUCGUGGGUGCCUUAUUGGAAGCUGUAAUAAGAUUACGUGACGUUGGCAUUUUGACGUCAUUCAUGUUAUCAAUCUUCGCAUUGAUCGGUAUGCAAUUAUAUAGCGGGAGAUUGCGCAAUAAAUGUAUUCUAAACGUCGGUGAAAAUCUCGGACCAAACGUCACCGACGAGGUGUGGACUAAUUUCACACUUAACACAAGCAACAUAUACAAAUUGGACAGUGGGGAAUUUCUUGUAUGUGGUGGCAACGUCUCUACCGGUGGACAAUGUCCGGAAGGCUAUGAGUGUCUGCAGUAUAUCGGAGAAAACCCAAACUUCGGCUACACCAGCUUUGACAACUUUGGCUGGGCUCUUCUCUGUUCCUUCCGCCUUAUGACCCAGGAUUACUGGGAAAACCUGUACAUGCUGGUACUGCGAGCUGAAGGUUUACCACACAGCUUAUACUUUAUAUUCGUUAUUCUGCUGGGUUCCUUCUACCUGGUCAACCUGAUUCUGGCCAUCGUCGCCAUGUCCUAUGAGGACCAGCAGAAAGCUGACCAAAGUGAUGCUGAAGAGGCGAGGCAGGAGAAGGAAGAUUAUGAAAAUUCAAAGAAUAAGCUGAUGAAUGAGUUUGAAGACGUUAUACACGAAAUAACGAAGAGUCCCAGCGUUGUAUCCAAUACCAGCGACCCUCAAUUCAGUCCUGGGUCAGAGAGCAAGGGCGAAGAUGGGGUAGACAAAAUAUCAGUGCAGUCGGAGAAAAACUCAUUGGACCCACACCAUCUUACUGUGGCUGGAACAAAGGCCAGCUUUAGCCUACCGGGAUCUCCUUACUUCAGAAGACGUCGAUCAAAUCCAAGUAGACUUAGUAUAAAGCUUGCAAAGCAGUUGCGUCACCAAGCUGAACGCCAGCCAUUGGUUCAUUUGGAAUCUCUCAAUCUCCCAUAUGCAGACGACUCGAAUGCCGUCACACCCUGUUCUGAUGAUAUACGCCUAUGCACCUUACCUUCAAAGUUCUCAAUUCUUGCCCGAAAAGCUUCCAUGAGGCGAGCGCUUGAGGAAUCCUCAAGAAGGAGUUCUAACGUAUCCCAGAGUAGUCGCACCUCCCACUCCAGGCAUUCGCCUCACUCCCCUACCGACAAACUCUCAUUUCUUAUGGAACAGUUUGAACGAAGGAGUAAACAAAACCAACUCAUUUCUGCGGAGAAAACGGACGACCCCGGGUACGAUUUGCAUAAACGAUCGAAAGGAUACUGUAGAACACCAAGUGCAUCGCAAGUUGAUCCAAAAGAUGUGAUGGUUUUGAGAGAGCUCAUUGACCACGUGGAAACAAAUUCAAGGACACGCAGCGUAUUGAGUGGAAGCAUUUUUAGCAUGAUGGAGAAUGAGCCUCUAAAGGACAAAAUUUGGCGAUUACUCUGCAGCUGGGAAGUACCCGUGUGGUUUGCCAAGAUCCAAGCCAUCGUAGGAUUCUUCAUUUUGGAUGCUUUUGUCGACCUCUUCAUAACGCUUUGCAUCUUGGCGAAUACAGCGUUUCUCGGUGCGGAUCAACAUGGACUUACACAAGAAGCAAUGCAUACUCUUGAGGCCGGCAAUCAGGUUUUUACUUAUAUCUUCGCCAUAGAAUGCUUUCUGAAGAUCAUAGCUUUAGGCUUUAUCCAGUACAUGAAAGAUGGUUGGAAUGUGUUUGAUUUCAUCGUUGUAGCAUUUAGUUUUCUUGAAAAAUUACUCGAAGAUGUCAAAGGUUUGUCUGUGUUGAGGACAUUCCGUUUGCUGCGUGUAUUUAAACUCGCGAAAUCAUGGCAAACAUUGAACAUGCUCAUAAGUAUUGUAGCACGAACAUUAGGUGCACUCGGAAACUUGACAUUUGUGUUAGGAAUAGUUAUUUUCAUAUUCGCUAUCAUGGGACAACAACUCUUUGCUCAAUAUUACCCCCCAUAUUUCGGGGAUGAUAUUCCAAGAUGGAACUUUAAAGACUUCUUGCACUCGUUUAUGAUAGUGUUCAGAGUGCUGUGUGGUGAAUGGAUAGACUCCAUGUGGUACUGUAUAGAAGCUGCUGGAUAUCCAUGUAUUCCUUUCUUUCUACUCACAUACAUUAUAGGAAAUCUGGUGGUACUCAAUCUUUUCUUGGCCUUACUGAUUGCUUCCUUUGGGACGGAAAGCCUGGCCUCGGACUCGGGGGAGGAGGAGGCGCCCGCGGCACCAAAUAAACUGCAGGAAGCCAUCAGCAGGUUUUCAAGACUAGGAAACUGGAUCAAAGUCCAUGUAAUAGUGGUUGUAAAGCGAACACGGGAGAAAAAGCGCCCCCUACCGGUGACCGUUGACUCGGGCGGGAAGAAUGGGACACUUCUGGACGGCAGUGUUAUCGGUAAUGGUAAUGUGUGUGAAAUGACGCAUGAGGAAAAUGGACACAUUACGCCUUCUACUAAACAAGCAGAAAUGAACGGCGAUACAGUUGAUGCCAUGUUGUCCGAGCCCUCGACAAGAACACCAAGCCGGACCUCAGGCGGAGAAAAUCGCAGUACACUUUCUGACACCGACUCAACAAUAUCAGAUGAUUCAGAAACAGGUUUGAAACCGGUCGAUGCAACAGGUGACCCGGUAAUUAACAACGCUGACCUGGUUGAAACCGAGGAACCAGACCCGUGCUUCUGCAAUAUAUUUAGAAACAAAUGCACUUGUUGUAUGAAGGUGGAAAAUUCUGCAUUCGGCAAGAUGUUCUUCGGCUGGAGAACAAAGGCGUUCACGUUUAUUCAACACAAAUACUUCGAGACUUUCAUCAUUAUAAUGAUCCUGGCCAGUAGUUUAGCCUUGGCAUUAGAGGACAUAUACCUGGAUGAGAGACCAAUAUUGAAGUUGGUUUUAAUAUACAUGGACCAAGUGUUUACCGUGGUCUUUUUCCUGGAAAUGUUGAUUAAAUGGUUUGCAUACGGUCUGAAGUAUUACUUUACAGAUGCAUGGUGUUGGCUUGACUUUGUCAUCGUGGCUAUUUCACUCAUAAUGAUUGUAGCCAAAGUGGCUAACAUAGGCGACGCGGAGUCACUGAAAGCCAUGCGGACACUCCGAGCAUUGAGACCCUUGCGAGCUGUGUCUAGAUGGGAAGGAAUGAAGGUUGUCGUCAACGCAUUGAUUAAGGCCAUUCCAUCCAUAUUCAACGUGUUACUGGUGUGUCUGGUAUUUUGGCUCAUAUUUGGAAUCGUCGGAGUUCAGUUUUUCAAAGGAAAGUUCCACAAAUGUGUUGACUUUGAAGGCACAAGAGUCAACUAUUCAGAAGUUAAAAAUAAAACGGAGUGUUUGAACCAUCCAAACAAUUAUUCUUGGGAAAAUUCUCAGAUCAACUUUGAUAAUGUGCUGAACUCCUAUCUGGCUUUGUUCCAAGUGGCUACAUACAAGGGUUGGAUUGAUAUCAUCAGGGAUUCCGUCGACAGCCCACCGGAAAUUGAUGACCAACCAAAUGAUGAGAUAAACCCGUUGAUGUAUAUUUACUUCGUCUUCUUCAUCGUAUUUGGCUCGUUCUUCACGCUCAACCUCUUUAUUGGUGUCAUCAUCGACAACUUUAACAAGCAGAAGAAGAAGGCAGGCGGCUCUCUGGAAAUGUUAAUGACUGAGGACCAGAAAAAAUAUUACAAGGCCAUGAAGAGAAUGCAAGGCAAAAGCCCUAUAAAGGCCGUUCCGCGGCCAAACUGGUUUCCGGGAAAUAUAUUGUUUGACGUCACGACGACUCAGAAGUUUGACAUCGUCAUCAUGGCUGUGAUCAUCCUCAACAUGGUCACCAUGACUAUGGAACACUACGAACAGACUCAGGCCUUUACUCGAGGUCUCUAUUGGGUCAACUUUUCCUUCAUCGUCAUCUUCACCGCCGAGUGCAUCAUGAAAAUCACCGGUCUCCGCCUGUACUACUUCAAAAUUCCCUGGAACGUGUUUGAUUUUGUGGUCGUCGUACUAUCUAUAUUAGGUUUAUCACUAGGAGGCUACCUGGAAGAGCUACCGGUCUCCCCCACAUUGCUUCGUGUUGUCCGAGUCUUCCGAGUGGGACGGGUACUGCGGUUGGUCAAGUCAGCCAAGGGGAUCAGAACUCUGCUUUUCUCGCUUGCUGUUUCACUGCCUGCUCUUUUCAACAUCGGUUUACUUUUGUUUCUUGUAAUGUUCAUCUGGGCUGUUUUUGGAAUGAACUUUUUCAAAGAUGUGAAAACACCGUACGGUGGACUAGACGAUGUUUUUAAUUUUCAGACAUUUUUUAAAAGUAUAAUAACAUUAUUUCAAAUGUGUACUUCGGCGGGAUGGGAUGGUGUUCUGAAAGGAUUGAUGAAUACAAAAGAUUGUAAUAGUAAUCCACAGGAAGACGAAAAGAAUACGUGUGGCAGUUACCCAUUAGCCGUCAUGUACCUAGUAACAUACUUGGUCAUCAGUUUUCUUGUAGUUGUGAACAUGUACAUUGCAGUUAUUUUAGAGAACUUUAGUCAAGCUACUGAAGACGUACAGCAGGGCUUAACCCCGGAGGAUUUUGAUAUGUUCUACGAGAAAUGGGAGAAAUAUGAUCCUGAUGCGACACAAUAUAUUUCUCUUGACAGGCUGUCGGACUUUGUUGAUUAUCUGGACGAACCAUUGAAGCUUACAAAACCAAAUUACUUUUUGUUAGUAAAAUUAGAUAUACCAAUUUAUGAGGGCGAUAGACUAUUUUGUCGCGACAUAUUAGAUGCUUUAACAAAGAAUUUUCUGGGAACUUCCGAAACAGGUGAUAUUCCUGCUGAAGAAAUUGGUGAGGCGAAAAAGAAGAUAGAGUAUGAUAUAAUCAGCAGCACGCUUCAGAGGCAAAAAGAACAUUAUGCUGCUAAAAUUAUACAGAAAGCUUACCGUAAUUACCGAACCACACACGGUGGUGGUGGCGGUGGAGAAGAGGAUGGGAGUAUUGAUGUGACUAAGGACUCCCCUCCUGCAUACAAUGAGAUUAUUGUGGAAAUACCGGACGUAAAUUCUAACGAAACAAACGAGGAUAAACGAGAUGGAGGAAAGGAAUCUAUUGAAAUGCAAAAUAUGGAUAGUAAACAUGACGAUGACACAACUGAGGAAGAAACUAAUCCUGACCAUACAAUUGUUGAGAUUGAUUUAAAGCCAGACAGCGAUGUUGUCGCAUGACGUGGUAAAAGAGAUGGUAUUUUCGCAUACCUUGUGAUAUAGAUUAUGUGACUGAGUCCCUAUAUGGGAACCAACAGCACAGUAUGCUACAGACGUGCAGCAAUGCAAUAUUACUCUCUUAAGUUAGAACAUUCAUUACAAGAGCACUUUUCUGUAGCAUUUAACAAAUAAAUCAGCAUUGGGUUUUGUAGGUAUGAAUUGUCAACGAUGCUUGUCAUGUCGGUUGGUCAACAAACAGCGGUUAGUGCUUACAAAGGUUGUAUCUGUAUAAGUUAUAACCAAACAGCAAAUAAUAGAACACACUUUGUGACAGAAUAAAGAUAUGUAGAAACUUAUUAGAUUCUUGACCAUUUUGUGGCCUGUAAAGUAACCAUGCUGAUUUUUCUUAAAAAUGAGAUUGUGAAUUGCAUGCAUUUAAAUUAUUGUGCAGUCAGCGCUUCAAGAAGCUUGUUAGCAAUAAACAGUUUGGAAUCGCAACGGGUAACAGUGUACUGUGGGUGAUACCACACCAGAGUGGUUAAAAUUAGCAGGACUUUGCCAAAUGCGACAGGUAUUUGUAUUCAGAAUGAGGAAAAAUAUGAAAGGAUACAAAUGAAUAAUUUGUAAAGAUGUACAGCAGCCAAUUGUAUACAAGUGGUUGUUUAUUUUGGUGUGGAUACAGUUAUCAAAAUUGGUUAUUGAUUGGAAAAUACUUAUCCAAUAAUAACUAUUGACCAAUAAAAUAAUUUGAAUGUGUGAACUAGCGAAGGGUAACCUGUGAACUACGUUUCCAUUUGUAUUCAAUUGGCUGCUAGCUUUUUUCAAUAAGCUGUUAUUAUGUCCUGUAUUUAGUAUCAUGUCGAUUCGUUUAUUUUCUAUGCACGUAAUGCAGGAUGAUCACGUGGUCACAUGUAGUUUGAAAGUUUUUGUACUUUAAGAUUUUUUUUCCAUUUUACUCCAGAACUUAUUCUACUGUUCAAAGUAUAUGUGGAGUGUAUAUUGUGAGAAACUUUAUAUGUGUUAUAAAAGAAUCGCUUUUUGUACAUGCAGGUCGUAGUCAUCUAUAUAAAUUAUUGUUUCACGCAUGCCUAUCAGAAUUUAUGCAUUUUGUGUAUUCAUAAAAUUGUACUUUACUUCUAUCAAUAUUGUAAUGAAACAAUUAAUUUGAUUCGAUACAAAGUAUUACUUUUUAGACGUCAUAUCCUUAGAAAACUGUUUAAGUUUGCUCUUAUUCGAUAUUUAUAGUGUUGUUGAUGAAGGCUCAUUUAGUUUGUUAUUUGUAAUUACACUGUUAUGAGUUGUUAUUAUUUAAUAUAUUAAAUAUCUCUUUGAUGUAGAGGAGACAAUGAAAUAUUCUUCUUUCGAAUUAAGUUUUCCUUAACUCUCAUAUAUCUGAUUUGAUAGAAAUUUUCGUUUAUAUUCUUAAAAGUCACUACAAACUCAUACACGUUUUUUUAAAGUUCAUGGUUUUCCUAAACAAGAAAAGUACUCGUAGUAUUCGUAGUACUCGUAGUAGUUUUAAAAUAUUUAAACAUGUAAUAUCAUUACCGUAAACGUAUGGUAUCUAUGUACGAUAUACGUUUGUGGACGUCUCACACCAAGAAAUAUUGAUCAUAAUUUAUUUUGUUAAUGUACAAAUUUCGUGACUACUACGCUUUCUUAAACUAUAUAUAUAUAUCAAGUUAUACAAAACUAAUAUGGUGACAAUUAAGAAUAUAUAAACAAAAUAUUGUUCAGAUCUACAGAAAAGUAAAAAAAGAAACACCACUGAUUAAAAUAAUAAUAAUUGUCUGAUAAUAUUCAUGGCACACUUUCCACUGGUUAGCCAAAACCAAUUUCAUAAGUAUAUAUAUUUUAAAAACAAUCGGAGCACCUCAAGGGAAAAUGGCCGAGGUGUUCUGAUUGAUUUUUAAAAAACAAACUGAAAUCACCAUUUUUUCUAUCCCACCCUCUGACAGUGCUGAACGCAUUCGCGAGUGAGAGCAGUGCCAUAAUCUAGCUUGUGUCUGUGUCAUGUAUUCAUUAGUAUCCACGUUUUUGCGAUUCUUUCAAAGUAUGCUCAAUUUUUAUUAAUUCAUUUUAUUCCAUAACUGACAUAUGUGAUAUCACUGUAUUCGUAUUAACCUCUUGUGUACAUGUGUGCGAGCUUUUUAUAUGAAUACAGCAAAGAUUACAUUGACGCUUUUAAAUCAGUUGUCCUCACUUCUGUAAAUGUAUGUUUAACUUUUAUGUCUUUGAGAAAUAAAUUUCCAC
Mya arenaria is the source of this 8516-nucleotide messenger RNA. Its product is annotated as sodium channel protein para-like. NCBI's taxonomy places the organism in Eukaryota, Metazoa, Mollusca, Bivalvia, Myida, Myidae. Gene Ontology annotation, molecular function: voltage-gated sodium channel activity. The transcript is spliced from 32 exons. The record is from RefSeq and is a predicted model, not a curated record. The coding region runs from base 396 to 6284 and encodes 1962 amino acids. Gene Ontology annotation, biological process: sodium ion transmembrane transport; membrane depolarization during action potential; neuronal action potential. Gene Ontology annotation, cellular component: voltage-gated sodium channel complex; plasma membrane.